Messenger RNA from Chenopodium quinoa (quinoa), 1302 nucleotides. Its product is annotated as probable protein phosphatase 2C 26. The record is from RefSeq and is a predicted model, not a curated record. NCBI's taxonomy places the organism in Eukaryota, Viridiplantae, Streptophyta, Magnoliopsida, Caryophyllales, Amaranthaceae. Bases 72 to 1040 code for a protein of 322 amino acids. The transcript has 11 exons.
CAAAAGAAACGAGUCCACAAGAUUGAUAAGGUGAAGAGAUUUAUCGAAGAAAGGAAAAGGAGAAGAGAAAAAUGGUGGUUAGUAGUAGCAGUGCAUUCAGAUCUUCAUUGAGCUCAUUUUUAUUACCAACGAAAGUGACGAAACUAUCAUUAGGCAACAGAAUUACCCUGCUUCCACUUUCUAAUGUUGCUGCUCUUUCAUCUCAAGUUACUUAUCCUAUCAAGUCAGAGAUGUCACUUUGUGUUGGAACACAUCUUAUACCUCAUCCAAACAAGAUUGAAAGGGGAGGAGAAGAUGCUUUUUUCAUUAGCAGCCACGGCGGUGGAGCUAUAGCUGUUGCAGAUGGAGUGUCAGGGUGGGCAGAACGCGAUGUUGAUCCUGCAUUGUUUUCUAGGGAGCUGAUGGCACAUGCAUCAUCAAUGGUGUAUGAUACAGAGGUGAAUUAUGAUCCGCAGGUUUUGUUGAAAAAGGCGCAUGCAGCUACCUCUUCAAUGGGUUCAGCAACAGUAAUUGUUGCUAUGAUGGAAGGAAAUGGGACUCUUAAGAUUGCAAAUGUUGGAGAUUGUGGACUACGUGUUAUUCGCAAAGGACAAAUAAUGUUCUCAACAUGCACUCAAGAGCAUUACUUUGAUUGUCCUUAUCAGUUGAGCUCAGAAACUUCAGGUCAAACAUACCUAGAUGCAAUGGUGAGCAGUGUAAAAUUGGAGGAGGGAGACAUUGUAGUUAUGGGAUCAGAUGGUCUUUUCGACAAUGUUUAUGACAGAGAAAUUGCAUCAACUGUUGCAAGCAACAGCGACGUAGCAGAAGCCGCCAAGGCAUUAGCUAGGCUAGCUAGAGAUCACUCAAUGGACAUCAGUUUCGACUCUCCUUAUUCAUCAGAAGCUCGAACCAAGGGUAUUGAUGUGCCAGAUUGGAAGAAGUUGCUAGGAAUGAAGCUAACAGGGGGGAAAUUGGAUGAUAUCACCGUCGUCGUUGGUGAAGUUGUAAAGCUCGCUGAAAGUUCCUCGGAUAUGGUUCAGACUUCAGAGAUUAACAAGUAAAUCAAAGCUUGCCUGUUCUUCAGGCUAUGUGGUUGAGCUGAUAGCAGUGAUGGAUCCAGAAAAUCUAAAAUGGGAAUGUACAUUAAAUAUCAAGCUAGAAAUUCCUCUGUUUUCAAAGCUUAUCUUUACCCUAUUGAUAUUAAUUUUAUGAUUUUGAGAAUGCAAAAGCAAAUAUUGAAUCAAUUAAAACGAAACAAAUUGUUUUUGUCUAAGCAUUACAAUUCUCUUUAAUAUAGUUUGAGGAACUCAAUGCUUAAUAUAC